GGGGAUAUCGCACAAUACGCUUGGAUCUUUUCCUUCUCAACUUUUAGUAUUUGAUAUUUUGAGAUUUUCAUAAAUAUCUUUUUUCUUUUCAAUUUUCUUUAUAAAACUACUUUUAUUUAAGAGAAACCGUCCAAUGAAAAAUAAUUUUUAUUGCAAAGCUGCUUGAUAUACAAUGUUGCUGGUUUUCGCAUCAGGAGCAAAAACAUAUAAAUUUUUUCCAGUUCCGACUCUUGAACACGCCACGUAAAGCUGGCCAUGGGAAAAGCAAGGAGUCUCUAGAUUAAUACCAGCAAUCUUAAGUGAUUGUCCUUGAGCCUUAUUGAUGGACAUCGCGAAGGCAAGACGUACUGGAAACUGAAGCAGCUGACGGUUUUCUUUGGAGACUACUAUUUGAACCACAGAUUCUUGUUGCUAAGAAGGAAGAAAAAGCUGAAACAGAAGAUUUUCUAUAUGAUGCUACGGUGAGUUAUCAGCAUGAUGCUAAACAGCUGUGCAAUCAGAUCUAUGAACGUUUAACGCUGCCUCCUCAUAACUUCAAAGUUUGGUUAGACAAGAAAAUGAUGUACGGCUCGACGAGAGAACGAAUGUCUGAAAGCGUUGAACGUUCGCAGUUUUUGAUUAUAUUCGUGUCCGAUAAGUAUUACAAAAGACAAUCUUGUCAAGUAGAAGCAACCUACGCUCAUGAAACCAAACGACUUUUGAUACCAUUAAAAAUUGAUAAAGAUUAUGAGCCGAAAGGAUGGCUCGCAUUUAUUGUCGCUGCCUAUAAUCGUGUUAAUUUUAGUGGCAAACUACCUUUUGAUGAGGCAUUUACUGAGCUCGUUGAACAGAUCUAUCGUCAUCGCCAGCAAUCACGUACGCCAACACCACCGCUAGUGCCACCACCACCAGCCUCGACUCGAGCCACUCAUUUUUCGGAGCAUAUGUUCAGUAGAUGUCGUUUUUCUUCAUCACAACAAAAUCACAGUUAG
Didymodactylos carnosus is the source of this 971-nucleotide messenger RNA. The record is from the annotation of a GenBank genome assembly. NCBI's taxonomy places the organism in Eukaryota, Metazoa, Rotifera, Eurotatoria, Philodinida, Philodinidae.